Messenger RNA from Purpureocillium takamizusanense, 2100 nucleotides. RefSeq lists its product as uncharacterized. The transcript has 2 exons. NCBI's taxonomy places the organism in Eukaryota, Fungi, Ascomycota, Sordariomycetes, Hypocreales, Ophiocordycipitaceae. The coding region runs from base 815 to 1960 and encodes 381 amino acids. The record is from RefSeq and is a predicted model, not a curated record.
CCUCUCACCACCCUCACGACUAGCGUCGGCGGCGCCAUCCAUCUCAUCUGCAAGGAAGGAAACUACUAGUACUAACUAUGUAUACGGAACCGCUCCGCCCCACCGGCCCGUGACCCUAUCGGUCUGCGCAGGCAUGCACGGCUCCUGGGCAUUCACUGUGGCGGUCCUGUGGCAGCCACGAUGCUGGGAUACUUACACCAUGACCCUGGGAGGCCAGGCCUCGCUCUGGUGGGCGUGGCACGCCGACCCAGCCAGCCUCGUCACACUAAGUUACAGGUUGAGGGAAGCUUGGACGGGACCGGAAGCAGGAGGCAGAGUUCCUGCUCACACAGGUACUUUAUGCAUUGAUGCCCCUACCUUGCCUCGAUCAGGAAACGACUUCGUCAACGGCCUCUUUGUCUUUCACGGAAGCUGGCGAGUGAUACGGUGGCUGUCUUCUUCCCUUGACAACCUUGAACCGAUCAAACCCUCCUCACUUGCAUCCGACCUCAGUGUUGGACUGUGCUCCGUUACUCAGACCUGGUUUCAUACACUCCCUUCGAGGGGCCAAGGUGCACAAUGCCUGGAUUAUUUUCGCUCACAUACACCCGGCCCAAGCGAGUGGCAUCACUCGAGGGUCGUGGGUCGGCUGAGGAUGUCAGGAGCGAUGGCUCUGUGCGCUCCGGCCAGUCUGGCUCUUCAUCCGGCAUUCCAGACUCCCUGGCCUUCGACAACAUUAUGAACGGUGGCACCUGUCCAGUACGUAUCUGAGAAUUGAGGGAUGGUUCAUGCUAUGGACCUUGAGACCUGACCCGUGUUUCCCCUCGUCUAGCCCAUGACAGUUCGCGACUUCAUGAACUACCUCGUGUACGUUGAGCACUCAGCCGAGAACCUGCAAUUCUGGCUGUGGUACAAGGACUACGUCAAGCGUUUCAACUCCGCGGAUACGACGGACAUGGCGCUUGCCCCGGAGUGGACGCAGGCCAUGGAGGACGAUGCCAUCGCCAAGAUCCGAAAGGAGCACGCAGAGAAGCUGCGUCCGGAGGCCAAGGCUGCCGAGAUCUUCAAAGGGACCGACUUCGAGAAGCAAACGCCCGACACGUCAGGCGGGAACCCCUUCAAUACUCCGCCCCGAACGCCACAUAGCGGGACAGGCGAUCAAUCGUCGCUUCACUCGAGCCCACCUACUAUGCCCUCCUUCGCGCCGUCGAGCUACAAAUCUCAUGCCGCCGAUGCGUUCACCUCUGCCGGGGUUAAGCAGCCAUUCACAAUUCAACCAUUCCGCGAAGAGAUAGACAGAAUCAUCUCGACUUACAUCGUGGAAGGGGCGCCUCGACAGCUCAAUCUCUCUGCCUGGGAGCAAAAGGCGGCAAUCCAUGCACUCGCCUAUACUACUCAUCCUAGUGCUCUCAAAGGUCUUUUCAAGACUGUCGAUUCGUCACUCCGCCGACAAGCCCACCCAAAUUUUGUGCGCUGGUCGAUAUGCAACGGCAAUCCUGCCCGCGUCUUCUUUGCCCGCGCGCUCGGCAUAGGCUUGAUUGUUGGGGGCUUGAUCAUGGGCGUUCUCCUCACGCUCAGCAAGCUCGGCAGAGGUUACCGUGCCCUGUCAGCCAUCGCUCUGGUCCUGGGCAUCAGCACGCUCGUCGCCGCGUACAAGGGCAUGUGUGUGGUUCUCCAUGGUAUGCACCAUCGCCACGUCCGACCCUGGGAACUGUUUGUCCAAGACGAUGGCGAGGAUCUCGGGAAAAGCAGCUUCGACUCGUUUGGCUCCCAGAACAGCUACGAGGAUGAGCCCUGGGUCGUCAAGUACGAGCGCAGGAACGUGAUUCGCAAGGUCUUUGAUCGAGAGGUCUGGAUCCAGGAACCUGCGCUGCGGCAGAUUCAGGACACAAUCUUCGUGCAGGCCAUACUAGCAUCACUGGUUCUGGGAGGUAUUGUGACGGCGAUAUUUGUCGCCGUGCCGGGCGGUAAUCUGAUGUGAUGACGGUAGUGUAUUUUUGUGGACAGAGGGUUGUCUUUUGUUGCGCAACGGUCUGUCCCUCAGGUGAACUAUGCUCUCCUUUAGGCUGGCGAGACGCGACAGGUCAGCAAUCGAUGUCUGCUCUUCGCCAUAUACAUGUA